Messenger RNA from Uloborus diversus, 1425 nucleotides. RefSeq names its product elongation of very long chain fatty acids protein AAEL008004-like. Bases 245 to 1123 code for a protein of 292 amino acids. The transcript is spliced from 8 exons. Gene Ontology annotation, molecular function: fatty acid elongase activity. Gene Ontology annotation, biological process: fatty acid elongation, saturated fatty acid; very long-chain fatty acid biosynthetic process; fatty acid elongation, monounsaturated fatty acid. NCBI's taxonomy places the organism in Eukaryota, Metazoa, Arthropoda, Arachnida, Araneae, Uloboridae. The record is from RefSeq and is a predicted model, not a curated record. Gene Ontology annotation, cellular component: endoplasmic reticulum membrane.
UCGACGACGAUUUCUUUUUUUCAUGUUGUGCAGGGAACACCCAUGUUCUGCAGGAUAAUUCUGAUGAAUGCAUACACACAUAACUCUCGAUGCCCAUUCCCGAGAGGCUAAUUUAUAGUUAGUGAUAGUUUUGUUGAAAAUAGCUUUUUAUUUUAGUUCCUUUAUUUUUUCCCAAUUUUAUAUUUCAACAGCAUCACUGCCGCUGGAAAAUUUUAUUGGAAUUAGUCGUUAUUAAAAGGUCAAAAUGGCACAAGUAGUAAACAUUAUGUCACAGUGGUACACUAGUAUAAUGGCCAAUGCUGAUCCUCGUGCAAAGGAUUGGCCCCUAGCGGGAAGUCCGUUCCCAAUGCUCACAAUCUUAGCGUCCUAUUUAUAUUUUGUGAAAGUGUUCGGUCCAGCCUACAUGAAGGACAGGAAGCCUUUCCAAAUCAACGGCAUUAUAGUAGCUUAUAACUUAUUGAUGGUUGUCCUUAGCGCAUUUUUCUUUUUCUACGGUGGCAGCAAAACAUAUCUAUCAGGCAAGUACAACUGGAUGUGCGAACCUGUAAAUUAUUCAACAAACGAAGAAAGUAUGCUGCUAGUUCAUCUUGGUUGGUGGUAUUUAUUGCUCAAAAUUGCAGAAUUUGCAGACACGAUAUUCUUUGUUCUGAGGAAGAAAUUCGAUCAUAUCAGCACACUCCAUGUGGUCCAUCACACAUCAGUUGCAUGGGGAGUCUGGAUCGGUCUGAAGUUCGGACCAGGGGGUCAUAAUGCAUUCUUCCCCUUCAUCAACUGCUUCAUCCACAUGAUCAUGUACAGUUAUUACUGCCUCGCCGCCCUUGGACCGCACAUGCAGAAAUAUUUGUGGUGGAAGAAAUACCUCACUCAAAUGCAAAUGAUCCAGUUCAUCAUUGCAACCAUCCACGCAACCAUACCCAUCUUCUACGACUGCGGGUUCCAGCCCGUCUUCGCCUACAUCAUCAUCUUCCACGCAAUCCUCUUCUUCGGCAUGUUCUACAACUUCUACCGCAAGACCUACAACGAAGAGCUGCGCAUGAAGAACAAGAGCAAGCAGUUCAUCGAAGACCUGAAGAAGAAGCAGUCGCGAAAGGAGUUCGAGAGAGAGAUGGCUAAAGUCGACUGAAUGAGGAUGCAGAAGAUUUCAGUUUUGAAAGCGAAAAAAAGCCUGAUCGAGACAGGCCUAUUAUUCUUCAGGUUCAUUUUUUGUUAAAGGACUAUAAAAGCAUGCGUACAUGCUUUAAAGACUUGAAAAUGAGACAAAGUUGGAUGAAAUUGAGGCAAACUGGAAGCUGUUCUCUUAAAAAGGCAAUAUUGAUUUAUUUGCUAUUCAGUUCCAUUUUUCCGUUUCUCUGGACUCGUUUUUAUGAAAACACAACGCGGGUUUUUAUUUGGUGUUACGAUAUUAUUAUUUUUCAUUUGGUUUAA